GUAAGUGAAAAAAUACCAAGAAAAUACAGACAAUAAUAAAAAAAAGUGUGCGAAAGCCCUAAGAAAGUCUUACAAUUGCUAGCUUAUAUUUAAACAUGGCAGCCUUAUCACAUCCCAAUUAUGGAUUUCAUUUGGGUGGCCAGGGCCUAGAUAUGCCUACACCCGGUGAUUAUGCUCCGCAAAGCACCAUCAGUCCCUCCGAUAUGGAUAUAAAACGUGUUAUGCAUUUCUCACAAACUGGCAGCUUGGCCGCCAUAUCCGCCGCCAUGGGUGGUUCUCCUGUGGGAGGACACAGUGCCAGCAAUGGCAAUUCCAUCAUGGGCACCGCUAGCAUGGGCCAUAUGGCUGCCCAAAACCAUCAUAACCACAAUCUACACAAUCACAUGCAAACCCCGGUGGGCCAGCAAACUUUAUCGCCCAAUUCUUCUAUAGGCUCUGCGGGCAGUAUUGGCAGCCAAGGUUCCCUGAAUGCCAAUGUGCAUAAUCUACACAAUUCCUCCAGCCAAGUGGGUCAUCAUCAUGCUCAUCCUACUUCUCCUGGCCAAGAGGGUCACAUUAAACGUCCCAUGAAUGCCUUUAUGGUGUGGUCUCGCCUGCAACGCCGUCAAAUUGCCAAAGACAAUCCCAAAAUGCACAAUUCCGAGAUCUCCAAGCGUUUGGGUGCCGAAUGGAAACUGUUGGCCGAAACCGACAAGCGUCCCUUCAUCGAUGAAGCCAAACGUUUAAGAGCCCUGCACAUGAAGGAACAUCCCGACUACAAAUAUCGUCCACGUCGCAAGCCCAAGAAUCCCUUGACCCAAGGUCCCCAAGCAGCUUUGCAAAUGCAAGCCAAUUGCCAGCAGAAGAUGGGUAACAAUGGUGCUCCCGGUUCGGGUGGCUACAAUCCCUUCCAUCAAUUGCCUCCUUACUUUGCGCCGUCUCAUCACCUGGACCAGCCCUAUCCAGUGCCCUACUUUGGUGGUUUCGAUCCCUUGGCUCUAUCCAAAUUGCAUCAGACACAAGCCGCCGCCGCCGCUGCAGCCACAAAUCAAUCACACAAUCAUCUGCAUCAUGAAGCCCAAAAGGCUUCCCAACUACCUCCCACCACCUUAAGCAGUUUCUAUUCCGGCAUUUACUCAGGCAUGACAGCUCCAUCACUGUAUGCCGCCCAUUCCGCCAAUGCAGCAGCUGCCGGUCUUUACAAUUCCUCCUCCACCUCCUCGCCGGGUUCUUCGCCGGGCAAUGCCACACCCAAUGGCAUGGACUCGCAAAUGGACAAUUUGAGAAGACCUGUACCCGUGUUAUAUUAAACCAAAA
Molecule: messenger RNA, 1296 nt
Organism: Calliphora vicina (urban bluebottle blowfly)
Lineage: Eukaryota; Metazoa; Arthropoda; Insecta; Diptera; Calliphoridae
Gene: D
Product: Dichaete
Exons: 1
Coding region: 96-1289 (397 amino acids)
Biological process (GO): positive regulation of transcription by RNA polymerase II; cell differentiation; anatomical structure morphogenesis
Molecular function (GO): DNA-binding transcription factor activity, RNA polymerase II-specific; RNA polymerase II cis-regulatory region sequence-specific DNA binding
Source: RefSeq, a predicted model, not a curated record